This is a messenger RNA of Penicillium paradoxum, 1509 nucleotides long. RefSeq names its product cytochrome P450. The record is from RefSeq and is a predicted model, not a curated record. The coding region runs from base 1 to 1509 and encodes 502 amino acids. Gene Ontology annotation, molecular function: heme binding; monooxygenase activity; oxidoreductase activity, acting on paired donors, with incorporation or reduction of molecular oxygen. NCBI's taxonomy places the organism in Eukaryota, Fungi, Ascomycota, Eurotiomycetes, Eurotiales, Aspergillaceae. The transcript has a single exon.
AUGUUGAGCCUGUGGCUAUCAGCGGGAGCUGUCGGGGCAUACCUCAUCUGCUUGUAUUGGUAUCGUCUCUUUUUGCACCCUCUUGCCAACAUACCGGGACCAAAGUUAUGUGCGAUCACUGGAUGGUACGAGAUCUUCUGGGAUAUCGUGGUUGGAGGCCAGUUCACAUUCAAAAUUGAGGAAUGGCACAAGACCUAUGGGCCCAUCAUGCGUAUAGGACCCAAUGAGGUGCAUUUCAAUGACCCGGACUUCUACAAUGAGUUGUAUACAACAACUGCAACUUAUCAGAAGCCAGAAGAGUGGCGAUACCGCUUCGGCUUUGGAUCUGCGCUGUUCGAUACCGCGGACCAUGAGCAUCAUGCCAGGCGACGUGCUCCAUUGGCAGCGUUCUUCUCCCGAUCGAAAAUCUUGGAAUUCGCUCCGUUCAUCCAGGAACAGACAGACCUCCUGGUAAAGCGGAUCCAGCAGUACAAAGGUCAGGCUAUCUGUGUCAAUGAGGCCUUUGACGCCCUCACCAUGGAUAUCAUCGGAUACUACGCCUUUGGCCUCUCCUACCACUCGAUCGAGUAUCCCAAAUUCCAAGCCCCUUAUAACCAUGUUACUGAGGAUGUGGCUCGUCUGGUGCAUACUGGCGCCCAUUUCCCGUGGGUGUUCACCAUCCUCAAAUCGAUUCCUCAGGGUAUCGUGGCACCGCUCGCGCCGCCCAUGAAGAAGAUUUUCAAGUUCAACGAAGAGAUCUCCGCUCAGAUUCGCAGAAUCCUGGGAAAUCGAUCGAGUCUGGACAAGGAGAAAAAUUCGCAUCGGACCAUCUUCCACGAGAUCCUGAGCUCCAAGCUCGAUCCCAGCGAACUGACCCAGCAGAGACUGGAAAUGGAAGCUGGCAGUUUAGUGGGCGCGGCGCUCGAAACCUCAAAGAUGACCACCGCGCUCGCAAUCUACUACAUCUUGGCCCAGCCUGAUGUCGAGAAGAAGCUCCGUCAAGAGCUGAAGAAUGCAAUGCCAGAUCCGAGCAAGAUCCUCACAGUCCCCGAGCUAGAAAGCCUCCCCUACUUGGCGGGGUGUAUUCGCGAAGCCCUUCGACUUGCCAUUGGAGUAGCUCAGCGUAUUCGCCGCUAUAACGCCGACGCCCCAACCCAGUACAAGGACUACACCAUUCCCCCAAACACCGUGUUCGGCAUGUGUCACUGGGAGCAACUUCGCGACGCCCGCAUUUGGGAUCGUCCUUACGAGUUCAUGCCCGAGCGCUGGCUGGAGAAUGAGGGAAAUCCUGUGGCUCUCAAUGGGCAGCCGUUGGGCAAGUAUUUUGUUCCUUUCCAUCGAGGACCGCGUGGCUGUCUGGGUAAAGAGAUGGGGAUGGCGCAGUUAAACAUCGGGCUCGCGACACUGUUCCGCCGGGUCGAUCAUCUUGAGUUGUUCGAGACCGAUCAGUCGGCUGUAGAUAUCGUGGCAGAUUACUUUGUGCCACUUUGUGUCAAAGGCUCGAAGGGUGUGCGUGUUCUCGUGAAGUAG